Molecule: messenger RNA, 2367 nt
Organism: Lolium rigidum
Lineage: Eukaryota; Viridiplantae; Streptophyta; Magnoliopsida; Poales; Poaceae
Product: beta-galactosidase 7-like
Exons: 19
Coding region: 36-2342 (768 amino acids)
Biological process (GO): carbohydrate metabolic process
Cellular component (GO): vacuole; cell wall
Molecular function (GO): carbohydrate binding; beta-galactosidase activity
Source: RefSeq, a predicted model, not a curated record
ACGGCAGGGCUCUGGUGGUGAACGGCACGAGGAGGAUGCUCUUCUCCGGGGAGAUACACUACACCAGAAGCACCCCCGAGAUGUGGCCAAAACUAAUAGCGAAAGCCAGGAGAGGUGGCCUCGAUGUGAUCCAAACGUACGUCUUUUGGAAUGUCCAUGAGCCUGUGCAGGGCCAGUAUAACUUUGAGGGGAGAUACGAUAUUGUUAAGUUCAUCAGAGAGAUUCAAGCUCAAGGACUCUAUGUAAGCCUCAGGAUUGGUCCAUUCAUAGAGGCAGAAUGGAAGUAUGGAGGAUUUCCAUUUUGGCUACAUGAUGUUCCAAACAUUACCUUCCGAACUGACAAUGAACCAUUCAAGCAACAUAUGCAAAGAUUUGUCACUCAGAUAGUAAACAUGAUGAAACAUGAAGGACUUUAUUACCCGCAGGGAGGCCCGAUCGUCAUUUCUCAGAUCGAGAAUGAGUACCAGAUGGUUGAGCCUGCAUUUGGCCCCAGUGGCCAAAGUUACGUCCGUUGGGCAGCUCAAAUGGCUGUAGGUCUCCAGACAGGUGUUCCAUGGAUGAUGUGCAAGCAGGAUGAUGCCCCAGACCCAAUUAUUAAUACCUGCAAUGGGCUCAUCUGCGGAGAAACAUUCGCUGGACCAAACUCACCUAGCAAGCCUGCAUUAUGGACAGAAAAUUGGACAACACGCUACCCUAUAUAUGGCAAUGAUACAAAACUUAGAUCUACAGAAGAUAUUGCCUUUGCAGUUGCACUCUUUAUAGCAAGAAAGAGGGGAAGCUUUGUGAGCUACUACAUGUACCAUGGAGGAACAAACUUUGGGAGGUCUGCCUCUUCAUAUGUAACAACAAGCUACUAUGAUGGAGCUCCUCUUGAUGAAUAUGGUCUUAUAUGGCGACCUACAUGGGGUCAUCUCAGGGAACUGCAUGCCGCAAUGAAACAGUCCUCAGAACCAUUGCUGUUUGGAAGAUACUCCAAUUUUUCAUUAGGUCAAGAACAAGAGGCACAUGUCUUUGAAACAGAAUUGAAAUGUGUGGCUUUCCUGGUCAACUUCGAUAAGCAUCAGACACCAACAGUAGUAUUCCGUAAUAUAUCUUUCCAACUGGCACCCAAAUCCAUCAGUAUUGUAUCAGAUUGCAGGACAACGGUCUUCGAAACAGCCAAGGUAAAUGCUCAGCGUGGGUCAAGAACUGCUGAAGUUGUACAGUCGCUCAGUGAUAUUCAUACUUGGAAGGCAUUCAAAGAACCAAUUCCUCAAGAUAUAAGCAAAGCUGCAUACACUGGAGACCAGCUCUUUGAACAUCUCUCAACAACUAAAGAUGAGACAGAUUACCUUUGGUACAUCGUCAGCUAUGAAUAUAGGCAGAGUGAUGAUAGCCAGCUCGUGCUUCUUAAUGUUGAGUCCCGAGCACAUAUAUUGCAUGCUUUUGUCAACAGGGAAUUUGUAGGGAGUGUGCAUGGGAGUCAUGAGACACGUGGCAACAUAAUUCUCAACGCGAAUAUUUCUCUAAAGGAGGGGCAGAACACCAUAGCAUUACUCAGUGUAAUGGUUGGAUCACCGGACUCUGGUGCUCACAUGGAAAAUAGAAGCUUUGGAAUCCGUAAAGUGAGCAUACAACAAGGACAACAACCACUACAUUUCCUCGACAACGAGUUAUGGGGAUACCAGGUUGGCUUAUUUGGAGAAGGGAAUAGGAUAUACACGCAAGAAGGGUCAUACAGUGUUGAAUGGAGAGAUAUCUACAAUUUGGCAUACCUUCCCCUUACUUGGUACCAGACAACAUUUGCCACACCAAUGAGCGAUGAUGCAGUGACACUGAACCUAACGAGUAUGGGAAAGGGUGAAGUGUGGGUCAACGGGGAGAGCAUCGGCCGUUAUUGGGUCUCAUUCAAGACCCCGAGUGGGCAACCUUCUCAAUCCCUGUAUCACAUACCCCAACACUUUCUGAAACCCAGAGACAACCUCCUUGUUCUUGUUGAGGAAAUGGGAGGCGACCCGCUACAUAUAACAGUGAACACAGUGUCCAUCACAACAGUGUGCAGUAACGUAAAUGAGCUUUCGGCUCCGGGUCUCCAUACUCAAGGAAGGCAUCCAGAAGUACGUCUACGGUGCCAAAGGGGCAAGCACAUCUCAGCAAUUGAGUUUGCAAGUUACGGGAAUCCUGCAGGAGACUGCACAGCAUUUUCCAUUGGAAGCUGCCAUGCUGAAUCGUCGAAAUCUGUCGUAGAACAGGCUUGCAUAGGCAAGAGGGGUUGCUCUAUUCCAGUAUCCCCUGCCAAGUUUGGUGGCAAUCCAUGCCCUGGAAUCCAAAAAUCCCUUGCAGUCGUGGCAAAUUGCAGAUGAUACCACACACUGAAGGAAAGAAGGU